Molecule: messenger RNA, 2220 nt
Organism: Haliotis rubra (blacklip abalone)
Lineage: Eukaryota; Metazoa; Mollusca; Gastropoda; Lepetellida; Haliotidae
Product: cleavage stimulation factor subunit 1-like
Biological process (GO): mRNA 3'-end processing
Cellular component (GO): mRNA cleavage stimulating factor complex
Molecular function (GO): protein binding; RNA binding
Source: RefSeq, a predicted model, not a curated record
AGUACUUCCGUCUGUGUGUCGUACAGGGAAUCCCCAACACGAGCAACAUGAAGACAGCAGAAUUAGAAGUUAAACAAAGAGACCUCUUGUACAGAUUGAUUAUCAGUCAGUUUAUCUACGAUGGGCACAAGGAACUGGCAGCAACAUUUGCGAGUGUCAUCAAGCCCCACCCAGCCUGUCCCCCCUCAGACAGACUGCUACAGCUGAUGAAGUUGGGACUGAAAGUGGAGGAUGAUCAAAAUGAAUCCCGUGCUCUCAACCCUGACAUGGUUGCCCCUGGUUCCGGCAUCGAUCUCGAGUUUGAGACUGAGGUUCAGACAAUUUCUGCCGAGGCUGCACUAUACGAGACAUGCUAUGUGACAGCUCACAAGGGGCCAUGUAGAGCGGGGGCCUUCCACCACACAGGUCAGCUGAUUGCAACGGGGUCUGAAGAUGCUUCCAUCAAGAUCCUGGAUGUGGAGAGAAUGUUGGCGAAAAGUGCAACACCUGCAGAAAUCAUUGCCAUGGAAACUCCUCAACAGCAGAUGGAGAACCAUCCUGUCAUCAGGACUCUGUACGAUCACAGUGGGGAGGUGACUUGCCUGGACUUCCACCCUUUCCACCAGAUCCUGGCAUCUGGGAGCACCGACUUCAGCAUCCGAUUCUUCGAGUUCUCCAAGCCCUCAGUGAAGAAAGCCUACAAGAGUAUGCAGGAAGCAGCCCAAGUGCGGUGUAUCAACUUCCAUCCAUCAGGAGACUUCGUGCUUGUCGGCACCGAACAUCCAACAUUACGGCUGUAUGACGUCAAUACAUUCCAGUGUUUUGUGUCACAUGACCCAAGCGGACAGCAUGAAGGACCAGUCACCUCUGUAAACUGGAGCCCCAAUGCGAACCUGUUUACUACCUGCUCUAAGGAUGGCAGCAUCAAGGUGUACGGAGUGAGUCACCGAUGCAUCAACACUUUCAAGAACGCCCAUGAUGGCCACGAAGUCUGCUCAGUCACAUUCUCCAGAAAUUCCAAGUACAUCUUGUCGAGUGGCAAGGACUCGCUGGUCAAGCUGUGGGAGCUGUCCACUAACCGCUGCCUCAUCAUGUACACCGGCGCCGGGGCCACAGGGAAGCAGGAACAUCGCACACAGGCAGUCUUCAACCACACCGAGGACUACGUGUUGUUUCCUGACGAGAAGACAACCAGUCUGUGCUGCUGGGACUCACGCAAUGCUGAACGACAGAAACUCCUUUCUCUGGGUCACAAUGGCGUGGUUCGCAGUAUCGUCCACUCUCCAACAGGGCCAGCCUUCGUCACAUGUUCUGAUGACUACAGAGCCCGCUUCUGGUACCGCAAAGCUUCCACAGACUGAACAACAUCACCAUCAGCGGCAAUCAUCAUCAUGGGCAACUGUAUCAUUAGGACUGGAAUGAUUACCAGUCACAACAUAGGGACACAUGACAAAACAUCACUGAAACAUGUAGUUUGUCUGGAAACAAGUAAAUGGCUAUUGACUCUAUCAAAACAUAUCUUGUGGACUUGCAUCAAUAAAACUGACAUUGACCUCAAUAUUAUAUAUACUUUUAAUGAUUCCUUUUCAAAAAAAAAAUAACUUGCCCUCUUUGUAUAUACAUGAUAACAAACCAAAUUGUUUGGCUUAGAUUUAUGACGACACAACCUAUGUCGAUACGUUUUUGGGGCAUGGUGAACCAAUAUGGUGGUAUAAAGUAUCAUAAUGCACCCCUGGCGGUGGGGUAGCCUAGUGGUUAAAGCGUCCGCUCGUCACGCCGAAGACCCCGGGUUCGAUUAACCACAUGGGUACAUGUGUGAAGCCUAUUGCUGGUGUCCCCCGCCGUGAUAUUGCUGGAAUAUUGCUAAAACAGCGUAAAACUAAACUCACUCACUAAUAAUGCACCCAGACUUUGGUGAAUCAUUCCAGCCCCAUUAAUCAUUCAACAUUCAACAUUGCCAACAACAUCCAGAGUGUCAACAUUCAUCAUGGUCAUGUUGAUAUGUACGUUGGAUAUGUAUUGAUUGUUUUCAUUAAGGCCAUGUCCCUGGUUCUGACUUUCUCAGAAUCUUUGCCAGGGACACCUUGCCGAUUCUGGCACUGGUCAGUGCCUGUUAAAAUGCCAUCUCGAGUUGGUUUCAUGUCAUAACCAGAGAUGCCAAUCACUUGAUUUUAAGCCAGACAAAGUUAGCACGACAUUUUUUUCUCAGCUUACUUGUCAGAGACAACUUGCAGAUUCCAG